UGUUCUCAUCGAAGUCUGUUAAAAUUUGUGAAGCGUAGUUUGUCAAUGAAAACUGUCAGACAUUGUGCUGUCAAUCAAACGGUUUAAUUUAAACUGCAGCUUUUCGAUUGGAUUUUGUACAAUAUUUAGGCAUACAUACACAAAUAUACCUUCGUGUCCUUACUGUCAAAGUUGAAUGUGUUCCGUUCGGUGAGGUGGAACGAUUACAUUACCGUCAGGUAUGCUAUAUGAUGAUUGUGAUCUAUUUAGCAGUGUGGAAGGUGUUAAUAAAUAUUUGUAGGUCGAGUGGAAAAAACUGUGUCAAAACACUAAAAAGUUACUAGAAUUUUUGAGUGCAGUAAUUUUGACAUUUAAUGGAUCUUAAACAAUAAAUACGAAGGUAAUAUACUGCUGUAAUUCUCUGUCUUUUUCGUCUAAUUACAUUGAAGAUGUGAUAAAUGAUCACGGGCUAUGGGUCUGUGCAACAUAAACACACAGUUCUAGGAUGUAUAUAAGUGUUAGUAUAGUGCCAUUUGUAGCUGUUGUCAUGUUCAGUGUACUUCCUGUUUGUUCUCAGGAUUAUUGUGAUACCGUUAAGAAUAAAUGUAUAGCUAAUCUAGGCUGUGGUAUGGCGUUACAUACAUUCUACAUUGCAUGUUCCUCCUUACUUUCAGGAGAAUCACCAGAGUGCUCAUCACAGUGUGAGAAAGCUCUUAUUUCUUUAGUUUGGGCUGAAGACACUGUAGGGAAACAGUUCAUAAACUGUAACUGUAGCGGGGGAGAUAAACACUGCGAGGAUCAAAAGAUGAAAAUAGAAGUGUGUGAGAAUGUUAGAAAAUUUAACAAGUCAGCAAUUGUUAAGUGUGGUUUAGCAAAAUGGUUAUGCGAGGCAGAUACAGAGUGCCUUUUUGCAUUAAAAUUUUUCGAGGAUCAUUGUUCAGGACUUAUACGUGGAGAAAAAUGCACUCCGAGUUGUAACAAUAGUUUGACGAUUCUAUAUCAAUUACAAAGUGCCCAAAAAAUGACGACAUGCGAGUGUGAUGGCACUGAAGAUUUUAAAUGCAUGCAAAUAAGACGUUACACGGACCGAUUAUGCUUUUUUAAGGAGGACCAUGCAUCAAGUCGGGGCAUUCGUUAUUCGACGCCAUCUAAAAUUGUGUUUCUAUCUCAAGUUUUAUUUUUUGUUUUAUUUAUUCGAUGUUUUUCCUGUUCAUAGUUUGAAAUGACAAAUUGCACUGUAAAACACGCAAUGCAAUCGAUUAUAAGACGAAGAUAAGAAAAGGAAAAGGGAUUUCAUCUUCCUGUUUGAACAUUCCAACAUGACACAAUCGUGCUUUCGUGUUGAUCAAUUUAUAUUUUGUUUUGUUUAUUAAUUUAUAUUUGUUAAAUAAUAUAAUACAU
Messenger RNA from Mytilus trossulus (common blue mussel), 1380 nucleotides. Its product is annotated as growth arrest-specific protein 1-like. The coding region runs from base 485 to 1195 and encodes 236 amino acids. The record is from RefSeq and is a predicted model, not a curated record. NCBI's taxonomy places the organism in Eukaryota, Metazoa, Mollusca, Bivalvia, Mytilida, Mytilidae. Gene Ontology annotation, biological process: regulation of cell cycle. The transcript has a single exon.